This is a messenger RNA of Nelumbo nucifera (sacred lotus), 2942 nucleotides long. RefSeq names its product phospholipase D beta 1-like. The record is from RefSeq and is a predicted model, not a curated record. Gene Ontology annotation, molecular function: calcium ion binding; D-type glycerophospholipase activity. Gene Ontology annotation, cellular component: plasma membrane. Gene Ontology annotation, biological process: phosphatidylcholine metabolic process; phospholipid catabolic process. Lineage: Eukaryota; Viridiplantae; Streptophyta; Magnoliopsida; Proteales; Nelumbonaceae.
CUCAAAUUUCCAGUCCAUCAACUUCUUUCAAGCACGCCUCUGGACGGCCUGUCAUAUCUUCUCCCAUCUUUCAACUCUCAAAGAUCGAACGGGAUGGAUGAUUCAUCUCCUCAGUCGGAUUACCCCUUAUCUGAAUCAUCAGAGAGCUCGCUGCAUGGUCAGAGUGUACAGAUAAUCCCUUUUCAGGUAUCUGAAGGGCCUUUAAAGUUCUUGCCUCUGCAUGGGAACUUAGAUAUUUGGGUUUAUGAGGCAAAAAACCUCCCCAAUAUGGACAUGUUCUAUAGAAGUUUCCAAGACAUUUUUGGGAUAUUCCCCACGAAUUUCAGCAGAAAAGUUGAAGGAGAAGGGCCUCAAAAGGAUACCAGUGAUCCAUAUGUGGUUAUUUCAGUAUCUGAUGCUGUAAUCGGGAGGACUUAUGUGAUAAAAAAUAGUGAAAACCCUGUUUGGACGCAGCACUUUUAUGUUCCUGUUGCACAUUAUGCCGCUGAGGUCCAUUUUGUUGUAAAAGACAAUGAUGUCAUAGGCUCCCAGCUUAUAGGUGUUGUAGGGGUUCCAGUGCAGCAGCUGUAUUCAGGAGAAAAAGUAGAGGGAACCUUCCCAAUCCUCAAUGCAAGUGGGAAGCCAUACAAGCAGGGAGCUGUCUUGACUAUUUCAAUUCAAUAUACCCCAAUAGAUAAACUGAACAUAUAUCACCAAGGAGUUGGUUGUGGUCCUGAUUACAAUGGUGUUCCGGGCACUUACUUUCCUCUGAGAAAAGGUGGAAAAGUUACACUUUAUCAAGAUGCUCAUGUUCCUGAUGGCUGCCUUCCAAAUACAAAUCUUGACCAUGGGAUGCAAUACAAGAAUGGGAAAUGUUGGCAUGACAUCUUUGAUGCAAUACAUCAGGCUCGUAAGUUAAUUUACAUUACUGGGUGGUCAGUGUACCAUAAAAUUACUCUGGUUAGAGAUGGUGAUUGCUCAUCAGACUCCACUCUGGGGGAUCUUCUCCAGUCCAAAUCACAGGAAGGUGUGAGAAUUCUGCUUCUUGUAUGGGAUGAUCCUACAUCAAAGAAAAUUUUGGGUUAUAAAACAGAUGGACUCAUGCAAACCCAUGACGAGGAGACUCGUCAUUUUUUCAAGCAGUCCUCAGUGCAACUGAUCCUUUGUCCCCGAUCUGCUGGGAAAAGGCACAGCUGGGCCAAACAGCAGGAAACCGGGACACUCUAUACACAUCAUCAAAAAACUGUUAUUGUAGAUGCUGAUGCUGGUAACAAUAAAAGAAAGAUCAUAGCUUUUGUUGGAGGACUUGAUUUAUGUGAUGGGCGAUAUGAUACUCCAGAACAUCCCAUAUUGAGGACAUUACAAACAGUGCAUAAAGAUGACUACCAUAAUCCUACUUUCACGGGUCCAGUUGUUGGUUGUCCAAGAGAACCAUGGCAUGAUUUGCAUUGUAAAAUAGAUGGUCCAGCAGCCUAUGACAUCCUCACUAACUUUGAAGAGCGUUGGCAGAAAGCAACAAAACCAGAGGGAAUUAAAAGGUUUAAAAAGCCAGUUGAUGAUGCCUUGCUCAGAAUAGAAAGAAUUCCAGACAUCAUUGGGAUGCUUGAUGUUCCUUGCUUAAGUGAGACUGAUCCAGAGAAUUGGCAUGUUCAGGUUUUUCGUUCAAUUGAUUCAAAUUCCGUGAAAGGUUUUCCCAAGGACCCAAAAGAUGCUAUAAAUAAGAACCUAGUAUGUGGCAAGAAUGUUCUGAUUGACAUGAGCAUACACACAGCUUAUAUAAAGGCCAUCCGAGCUGCCCAACAUUUCAUUUAUAUUGAGAAUCAAUACUUUCUUGGGUCGUCAUAUAAUUGGGAUUCAUACAAAGAAUUAGGUGCUAACAAUUUAAUACCAAUGGAAAUUGCUUUAAAAAUUGCUAACAAGAUCAAGGCAAAUGAGAGGUUUGCUGCCUAUAUAGUUAUCCCAAUGUGGCCUGAGGGUGUUCCAACAAGUAUUGCCAUGCAAAGAAUUUUACUUUGGCAGAAUAAAACAAUGCAAAUGAUGUAUGAGACAAUCUACACAGCUUUAGAAGAGACUGGACUUGAGAAGACACAUGUCCCACAAGACUACUUGAAUUUUUUCUGCCUUGGCAAUCGUGAGGCUCAAGAUGUAAAUGACACUUCAUGUGGUGGAAAUACUACUGUUGCUAACAAUCCUCAAGCACGCACCCAGAAGAGUCGACGCUUCAUGAUCUAUGUUCAUUCCAAAGGCAUGAUAGUAGAUGACGAGUAUGUGAUAUUGGGGUCUGCAAACAUCAACCAGCGCUCCAUGGAAGGCACUAGAGACACCGAGAUUGCAAUUGGCGCCUACCAACCCUCACAUACAUGGGCUAGAAAUAUGUCCAGUCCAAAUGGUCAGAUCCAUGGAUACAGGAUGUCCCUGUGGGCAGAACAUAUUGGAACUAUUGAGGAAUGCUUUAAACAACCAGAGAGCCUCGAAUGUGUUAGGCGGGUUAGAUCUCUGGGUGAGCUGAAUUGGAGUCAAUUUGCAUCUGAUGAUGUUACAGAGAUGAAGAGUCACCUCCUAAAGUACCCGGUUGAAGUGGACCCCAAGGGCAAAGUGAACCCUCUUCCUGGAUGUGAAACUUUUCCCGAUGUGGGAGGGAACAUAGUGGGAACUCCUUUUGCCAUUCAAGAAAAUCUUUCUGUGAUAUUACCUAAACAAGAGAAUCUUACUAUCUGACCCUCAGGCAUGGAGACAUUGACCAGUACAAUUGACAUUGAUUCAGAGAAAGUUCAGAAGCAGCUACACAAGUUAGGUUCAUACGUUUUGCUUAGUUUGUGUUUGUAAAAGGCUUUCCAGCCAGUUAUUCAUACAACAAUGUCACUUGGGCAUUUCAGUUGAUAAGGGUGCAGCCCCAACUCGGUUUGUCAGGUGCUGUAUAUAUAUGCAUCAAAUACAUUUCUAAAAGGUCCUAAGAUUUUCAG